GUUUCAGAGCUGUCACACUGAACGUCCUUGGACAGCAUUUUAACAAGUAAAGGACAAGAGGAGCAGCUCAAAGCCACCCAGCAUGAAGCACCUCCUGCUGAUAUCUCAGGCUCUAGCCUCUAGAUCUUUCUCCACAACAGUCAGAAACCAGUUAAAAAACAAAGUGCCGGAAUAUCAGAAGAUCUUUCAGGCAGACAAUGAUCUCCCCGUGCACCUGAAGGGAGGGACAGUGGACGCUGUGCUCUACCGCAUCACCAUGGCAAUCACAGUCGGAGGUACCUGCUUCUCACUCUAUCAUUUAUUUCAGGCUGCUCUGCCUCGAGGAAAGAAAUGAGGGAGAGUGGGGAGCCAAGCAGGGCCGGUCGAAGCUUUGCCUUCGAUUGCAACUCUGCUGAAAUGAAGGAAACCAACAGUCAUCCCGUGUGCCAUAACCACUGUGUUCCCAUUUGUGCCUGUGGUUACCAUUAAAAUGUCGUUAAAGGAA
This is a messenger RNA of Carcharodon carcharias (great white shark), 484 nucleotides long. RefSeq names its product cytochrome c oxidase subunit 7A1, mitochondrial (gene cox7a1). Gene Ontology annotation, biological process: mitochondrial electron transport, cytochrome c to oxygen; regulation of oxidative phosphorylation; mitochondrial respirasome assembly. The transcript has 4 exons. NCBI's taxonomy places the organism in Eukaryota, Metazoa, Chordata, Chondrichthyes, Lamniformes, Lamnidae. The record is from RefSeq and is a predicted model, not a curated record. The coding region runs from base 83 to 334 and encodes 83 amino acids.